Messenger RNA from Anisakis simplex (herring worm), 522 nucleotides. Lineage: Eukaryota; Metazoa; Nematoda; Chromadorea; Rhabditida; Anisakidae. The record is from the annotation of a GenBank genome assembly.
AUGGAUAAACAGUCAACGAAGAAGGACGAGCAUGAUAAAGAUGAUGAGGAGGAGGAUAACAAUGACAGUAAACUGCUGAAAGAAGAAGUGAAAGCUGCGCUCAAGGAGUUACCGUUCGCUGUUGAGCACAUUGCCGUCUCUGAGAAAUUACCUCAUAAUGACGAUAUUGUCUAUUUGAACAUAACCACGUGUGAAAAAGCAACGUAUUGCGUUGAGUUGACUGCAAAUGGAUGGCGAUUAGUUUCGAAACGACACGAUCAUUUGAUAGGUGAUAGCAGUGAUAAGGACGGUGAUAAUGCUGCUGAUAAGGUCGUGGCAUCUGAAGGCAUUGGCAGUGAUUUGAAAACGGAGGAGGAUGGGAACGAACGUAUUGAUAAACUGAUAAACGGACGUCAUUUCGAGACAAUCUAUCAACUGCUCGAUUGUAUCUCACCAAUAUAUCGUCAAAAAUUUGCCGAUCAAUUGAUUUUUCAUUUGAAUAAGUUACAAGAGAAGAAUCACUCAGAAUCACCGCACUCAUAA